AUUUCUUGAUUGGUUUUAUAUCAAUGAAUUGUUACCUUACUUUUUAAUUCACUCUAAUCAAUAUCAACUUCCAUCAACAAUUAACCAUGGAGGACUUUUAAUUUCACCAACAGCAACAACAGAUUAUGGUGAGUUAAGCUUAAACAAUUUAACUUAUUAAAUGAAUUUAUCAAGACGAUAAACCGAUUGAAAGAAACGAAAAGGAUUAAAAUGUGUUCGCUAUGCCCUUAGGCCAAUUUUAGAAAAGGUAAGGACUGACCAAUGGUUUUCGUCCAUUUUUCUGAAGAUUUCCCGUAUAUAAAAAAGGCCAGAAGACUAACUGAUCAUUUCGAAUUUCGAUUCUCAUUGACCUCUUUCAAAUUCUUGAAUAUUAAUUCUAAGUCUUAAUCGUUAAUUACUCGAUUCUUGUCCAACUUUUCUCUUCAUCUAACAAUUUGAUUUCGAUUCUAAAUUUUUAAAUUGUUGUUUCUCAACGUGAUUUAUAAAAUGUCCGGUUUUGAAUACGAAAAUCUUUCUCUUGAACCGAUUAAUGGUUCGAAUCGCCAAAUAAUCAAUGAUUUCGUGAGGCGAUGUAGAUCCAACAAUUUAGAAGGUGUUUUCAUACCUCAUGAACUUCAGCAGCCCAUUUUGGACGCUCUGACCAUCGAUGAUGUUUCGAUUUCCAUUGAAGCUUUAGAUCAUCUGUUGAGUGGCGGUGGAUGUAAAUCGUUAAACUUGUCGAAACAUCAUUUCGAAAGUGAAUCAACAGCUGAGUUCUCUCAAGUUCUUACUCGUGCUCUUAAUCAUUUGGAAAAACUCAACAUCAUUAACCAUAAAUAUCAAUACUGUACACCGAAUUGUCCAAUUAGUGAAUUCUUUCUCAACUUGUUGGAUAAAAAUGCCGUUCCUGUGAAUCUCAAGUGUCUCGAGAUCUGUUGUGUCCAAACAGCGACUGAGAUAAUGUCUAUUCUUAAGUAUUGUCCAUCUUUGAAUAAACUCAAGAUACGGAACAUUACUUUGGAUUAUGAUCAAUUAUCACUAGUCAAUAGUCAACUGCAUGAAGAUCAAUUCACUAAGAUCCAGCGCUCGCUCACUCAUCUGGACAUUAACUCUGAUAAAAUUCCAUUCGAAGAUGAUGAUGAAUAUGAAAACGAUAUCAUGGAAUUGGAAGUUCUUUGUGAAUUCAUCACUUUGUUCAAAGAAUUACAAUUUCUCAACUUCAACUCUUUCUUCGAGCCGAUACUUGACUUCAUGAGGAGAAGCAGUGAACUCAAUCUCGAUGAUUCGUUCACCGACUUAAGUGUCGUCAUCAAUUUCGAAAACUUUUUGGAAAAUUUAAACGGAAUCGGUUUGAAUUUCAUCGAAUGCAAAAAUUAUAAUUUGUACCGAUUGGCUCAAAUGGCUCCGAAUAUCAAAGAACUAAAGAUCAAAACACUUGGACAAAUUUCUCUUCUCGUAAUAGAAAAGUUCGAAUGUCUUAAAGAACUUUCAGUCGAGCCCCUGUGCAGUUUCAACGAUGAACUUCCAACAAUCAUCGCCGAUUUCCAAAGUCUAAUUCCUGCUCUAACUCAACGCGGUCCCAAUAUUACUCAUCUUACCUUAAUGAAUGUUGACGACAUUGAUCUCAAUAAAGUCGCUGCUUUGUGUCCAAAUCUGAUUCAUUUGGAACUCGAUCUCAAUGGUUACCCGACACCAGUUAAACUCUUAAAAAUUUCGAAAAAGCGAAAAAGAGAAAAUUUCACCAAAUUGCGAAAACUUCACCUGAAAAGUUCUGGAGUCGAUUUACUAAAUUAUCUUUUUUUCGCCCUGAAAAGUGCUCUCCAAUUAACUACUCUUCAAAUCGAGUCCAAUCAUGGAAAUGAUGUAGAUGAAUAUUUGUCAACUAUUCUCAAAUACAAUCCAUUAACUAAUUUGGAAUAUUUUCGACUAAUUUCCGGUUCCAGUGUCAUCGAUUCUUAUGAAAUCAGAAAACUUUUCUCGACACCAGAACAAUUCCCUCAUCUUCGAUACUUUAACAUCAAAUUCAUCGACCCUUGUCUCGAAUGUGGUCGAACUCAUGAAGUGGGCGAGCCAGAACACUGUGAAUGUCCGUUCAAUGGCUACGACGAGAAUUGUCCCAAUCAUAUUUAUUUGGAUCCUGAAGUUCAUCGAGUUCAACUUUAAAUCCAUCCAACAAUUAAACUCUAAUCAUUCCAUUCUUAACUCUCUCAAUCCUUUUUCUCUCUAGUUGUAAAUCUUUCUUUUUUGUAUUAUUCUGUAAUAAUUAUUCCAAACCUUUAAUCUUGUAUUAUUUUGCAUCUUUUUCCUGUGACUUUGAUUAAAAUUCAAUUAAUCUAA
This is a messenger RNA of Panonychus citri (citrus red mite), 2316 nucleotides long. RefSeq lists its product as uncharacterized. Bases 487 to 2142 code for a protein of 551 amino acids. The transcript has 2 exons. The record is from RefSeq and is a predicted model, not a curated record. NCBI's taxonomy places the organism in Eukaryota, Metazoa, Arthropoda, Arachnida, Trombidiformes, Tetranychidae.